This is a messenger RNA of Oncorhynchus gorbuscha (pink salmon), 5051 nucleotides long. Its product is annotated as zinc finger protein 516-like. Gene Ontology annotation, biological process: regulation of DNA-templated transcription. Gene Ontology annotation, cellular component: nucleus. The record is from RefSeq and is a predicted model, not a curated record. The coding region runs from base 1062 to 4436 and encodes 1124 amino acids. NCBI's taxonomy places the organism in Eukaryota, Metazoa, Chordata, Actinopteri, Salmoniformes, Salmonidae. The transcript has 6 exons. Gene Ontology annotation, molecular function: RNA polymerase II cis-regulatory region sequence-specific DNA binding; DNA-binding transcription factor activity, RNA polymerase II-specific.
GUUUGAGAACCUGUCUGAAUUGAAUCCAAAUGAUAACACAUUGAUAGACAAUAUGUUGGCGAAUAUACAAGUGUUGCGCCAACAUGUCAUGUCGUCGUGUAUGUCAACCGAAUAUUUGAUUUAGUAUAGUAUCAAUAACUUUGUGCUGAUGGAGACAAUAGUAAAUAGUUCAUUUAAUGCGGGAGAGACCAUCCACAGGCACUGAAAGGUGUAUCCAUGAAACGACCGAGGCGCAAACGUCUUGGUUUUGCUCCUAAUGGAACACAGUCCAGGAAAUAGGCUCUACUUAGGAGUUAAAGAAGCAAUUGGAGGCUUUGCUUAUCGUCAUCGCUCGAGAGGAAUCAAGCUCUUAGUGCAUUGAAUACUUGGGAGACCGAUGACUAUCCCUGUGUCACAGUGGUUUCGACUCACUCAAUCAUAUGCACUUCAACAUACAGCGCAUGCUUUCACCUUUUGCGUUCGCCUAUUCUUCGGGAGUGCUUCCAGGAUAUGUUUUGAUCACACACUUGCACACAGGGUGAGGAUCUGCACAGGCUGUGCAGAGAGCUCACAGAGAGUGAUGCAACCUGGAAGCUGCUGAUAUGCUGAAAAAUAAAGCCAAAGAAAGGCCAGCCAGUGAACUGAACAGGAGAGGAGACAUGGAGUAACAGUGUCAGCCAGAGAUAGAGCUUGUUAAUGUGUUGCCAUAUACCAUGACUGAUUCCUUCUGACACAGUGUACGGUACCCAGAGAUGUACGAUUCUCGAUAGUGCUGUGUAAGCUAAAGGGCCGUAUAGCAGGUACAGAGACAUUGACAGUGUUGGAUUCACUGACUGUCAGGGCAUGAAUGAAGACAGAUAGAUGGCAUACUGAAGAUAGAUGGCAAAAGACUGUUGAACACGGGCUAAAUAACACUGGAUGCACCCUUACAGUUGGCAGUGGAUGAGCACGGACAGAUAGAAUUGGGAUUGGCUGAUACAGACGGAGAACGCUAGAGCUAGAUGAGCUACUGCAGAUAGCAGUGCAGAUCCACUGUUAGCGAGCUAGCGCAGGCAGGGAGUGGGAGUGGGAGGCUUAGCACCAUGAACCCCAGAGAGAGCGGAGGAGGAGGAGUGGAGGCCAUGGAGACUCAGGCGGGAGGGCUGGAGGUGGGGGAGGAGGGAGGCCAAGCCAGCCACCGAGGAGAUGGAGAAGAGGGGGAAGAAGACAAGGCCUCAGCCUACGACUGCAACGUGUGUGGCCGCAGCUUCCCCUUCCAGAGCUCUCUGUCGCAGCACAUGCGGCGCCACACAGGCGCACGUCCCUACAAGUGCCCCUACUGCGACCACCGCGCCUCCCAGAAGGGCAACCUCAAGGUCCACAUCCGCAGCCACAAGCUGCGCACGCUCACUAGCCACCACCCCGAGGAGGAGGAGGGGCCAGAGGAGGAAGAGGACGGGUCAGUUGAAGUUGGUGUGUCUGAGGGCCUGGAUGGUGGAACCAGUCCAACGAAGAGCAGCUCGGCCUGUAACAGGGUCGUCAACGGAGACGCUAACACAGAAGAGGGAAUAGGGAAGACGGCGGUGAGGAGCGUCAAAAGGGAGAAGUCGAGCUCUGAGCAGCGGCCAUAUUGCUGCCGUCUGUGCGGGUACCAGACCCAGCGCGAGGACCAACUCCUCAGUCACAUCGAGAAGGUCCACAUCACAGCCGACAUGGAGGACGAGACUAACCCAGUGAGUCAGGAGGCAGUGGCAACGGAGGGAGAAGCAGGGACUCAGGUCACUGAUGGGGCCUUCCCCUGUGAGACGUGUGGCCAGGUGUUCACACAGGCCUGGUUCCUUAAGUCCCACAUGAAGAAACACGCAGGCGUCCUUGAGCAUUGUUGUCAGGUGUGCGGCCGCCGCUUCAGGGAAGCCUGGUUCCUCAAGAGCCACAUGAAGACCCACAAUGGCUCCAAGGCCUCCGGCCGGGGCAAACCCAAGGCAGACUCCCAAGAGGCCGCGGCCACCAUCAACGACGUGGUCCAAGACCCAGAGACCAAUGUGACCUCCACAAGCCUUUACCAGGUUUGCUCCAAGUGUGGAAACCUGUUCCAUGACCGAGAGAGUCUGAAGGCCCACGAGAAGAUCCACAGCCAGGCUAAGCAGCUGACACAGGGCCAGAGAAGACCUAGCGAUAACGGGGACUCUCUCGGUGCCAAAAGGCGCCUCCUGGACUACCUCAGCCUCCGGCCAGCUGUCGAAGAAAAACCCCAGGAAGAGAAGAGGCACUUAGGCCAGAGGAUCCCCGAGCUGGACCCAGUUUGUAGCUACCAGGCCUGGCAGCUGGCUACGCGGGGCAGGGUUCUUGAGCCUGUGGAGGUAUACAGUGUAAAGGCAGGUGGAGAAGGGGAUGAGGUCCUGGCUGGAGGGACCGUGGUGUACGAGAAGGAGAGCAGCCACUACAUCCUGGAGGGCCAGCAGAGGGAGCGACGUUCAGGGAGACGCAGCAGCGCCAGCGGGGGAGGGGGUAGUAGCCACCACACGUCCCCUGGGGAGCACACUCCCGAGAGCCUGAGCGACUCAGAGUACCGUCCCUCCUCCCGCCAGGGCCGACGGUCCUCCUCUUCCCAGCAGAGCCAGUCCAAGUCCACCGAGUGCUUCGAGUGCGGAAAGGUGUUCCGCAGCCGCCACCAGAUGAUUGUGCACCAGCGGGUCCACCAGAGGCGAGACGGGGGCAGGGGUUCCGGGUCCGGAGGGGACAACAGGGCAGGGCAAGGAGGGGACCGCUGGGGAUCCACCAGUGAUCCCGAAUCAGGCUCCCCUAGCAGGCCCAGCACCCCUGGGUACGGGAACUCACCACCAGCCUCCACCCUGGGAGAGGACGCCCCUGAGAUGGGCACUGCCAACGCAGUCCCACUGACAGAUGAGAAGCCUUACGUCUGCAGCCUGUGUGACUUUGUCAGCACAGAGUCCUCUGCCUUCCUGUCCCAUCUACGUCUCCAGCACACCAGUGACGGCCAACCUAUUCCCGACCCCAGCUCCAGCUCUGAGAGAGGCACCCCCAGUAGCUUCCCCAAGCUGAAGAGGGCUCUCCUCCACGGGCUUGCUCAAGCCUCUGCCCCCCACCCUUACCUCUCUGCCCGACCGUCGAGAGACAAAUGCACCGCCGAGAGCAGUUCACCCACUGACUCUCACCGUGUUGCUCCUCUGGACCUGUGUGUGAGAGCCGAGGGUCACAGGGGCCCGGCCUCCUCAGCUCUUCAGCAGAAGGGCCUGCCCAGUCAUAAGUGCUCCUACUGCUCCCACUCCACCCACUACCUGGAGGUGCUGUGGAUGCACCAGACCGUCGCCCAUCGCAUCAACAGCAGCGCCCUGGCCCCCAAAUGGGCCCUCCUGAAGAAUAGCUUCAAGGGCCCCCGAGAGGGCUCGUCCUCCAGGAGACGCACGGGCCCUCCUCCCGCUCUGGAUGGGAGGGAGUGUCCCCCAUUGCCCCCUGUGGUGCGCACCCCCCGCACACGCCCCCCAUCGUUGAAUGGGGGCCAGAAGAAAGACAGCAGGGACAGGGCAGCCAGUCAACCCAGCACCUCUUCCUCCUCCUCCUCUGCCUCAGGCCCCCAGAGUGUGCGGCCUCCCAGGGCAGGCAGCAGCAGACAGAGAGGCGAGGCUGUGCCGGAUCAGGGCCAGCGCUCUCGCUCCAACUCUAGGCCCAGGGUGGAGAUCUACCCACGGGGAGGCUGCUCGACCGGCUCCCUGGAGAAGAGCACUGCAGCCGGGGCUCCCCAGCGACCCUCAGCCCCUAGCCCCAGUGUCGGAGGAACCACCAGGCUGGUGGAAAGGUACAUGUUGCCUCGGGAAGGCCUGGGAUUCAUGCUGUCCAGCAAACAUGGCCUUGCAGAGUACAGCAGAGCCAGGAGCUCGCCUCAGCCCCAGCCCAAGCCCAAGCCCAAGCCCAGGAGCUCCCAGUCCCACACCCAGUCUCACCUGCAGUCCCAGGGCAGACCCAGGGCAGAGCGCCCAGCCCACAACACCACCACGGCAGGCCAAGCCUCCCACUCCCAGACACAUGGGAGCGCUGUCCAGGUAUCCUCCACCUCCUCCUCCUCCUCAGCCCAGCGUGCAGAGGUGAAACAGGAGGAGGCACGGGGGGUGGAGACACCAGAGCUGCCCGUGGACAUCCUCAGCUUCCUGAAGAGCUGCAACUCCAAUGACCUGGCGACACUCUACCACCGCUGGGGCGCCGCCAACCCCCUACUGGACCCCACAGGGAUGCUGAGGCCUCUGGUUCGACAAGGGGAAUACGGUUGCCAAGAGUGCGGGAAGAGCUUCAGUCAGCCCAGUCACCUCCGCACACACAUGAGAUCCCACACAGUCGUGUUUGAUUAUAACGGACUCCGAGGUGCUGACGCUCAAAACAACUCCUCGGAAGCUCCCAAACAAGGGAGAGACCGUUCCGAUGCCGCCUCUGCCCGUACCGAGCCUCUCAGAAAGGGAACCUGAAGACCCACGUCCAGAGUGUCCACCACGUACAUUUCGACAACGCCCAGUACCCUGAUUACAGACCACCGGGACUGGGCCACGAUCAGGUGGAGGAGCCGGGAGACUGGUUCUCACCCAACACCACCGACCCACCGCGACCUAAUAACAGACCCACCAACGUGACAUCCCCAGGGCCUAAGAUAGAGCUGGAGACUCCAUCCAUAUUCCCAGCCCCUCCCCACAGACAGCAGAGAGAACUGAGAGCUGUGUCAGAGACACCAACCGACAGAGUGACAUCAGCGUGAACUCACCCCCGUUGCCGUUUUGGUUUGAAAUAAGACCAGGAUUAUUUGAAAUGUGUUUAAAAAAGAAAGAAAAGGGGGUUUCUUGGAAAGAGAAGAAAAAUCGGACACUGUGCAAACAAAUGCUGGUUUUUUCCCUCUGCGGACCCAUGGGCAAGGACGGCAUGGCGGCGUCCCUAUAGCUUUCCGUUUUUCCUAUUUUAUUCCCCCAUUUGAUUUAGAUUGUGAUGAAAUGGUUUUGUGCAUUCCUCAGGACACUGAUCCCUUAAAAACACACGGCAGAAAGGAGCAGCCAAGUUGGCGAUGCUUACACUGACUGAACUGAACACACUUA